Molecule: messenger RNA, 3903 nt
Organism: Acanthaster planci (crown-of-thorns starfish)
Lineage: Eukaryota; Metazoa; Echinodermata; Asteroidea; Valvatida; Acanthasteridae
Gene: ulk3
Product: unc-51 like kinase 3
Biological process (GO): reticulophagy; autophagy of mitochondrion; autophagosome assembly
Cellular component (GO): cytoplasm; phagophore assembly site membrane; phagophore assembly site
Molecular function (GO): ATP binding; protein serine/threonine kinase activity
Source: RefSeq, a predicted model, not a curated record
CGCACGUGGGCGGGAUCAGCUUUUUCUGAGGCAGGCACUAUCUUCAGAGGAAAUAUUGCUAAUACGAUGGUUUUCUGUACUAGUUAAGUUGAAAAGGCCUCCUUCGUUACUGUUGUGCCGCAUUCCUCAAGUGAAAAUUCGACUUGUGAAAUAUUGGUGCAUUUUUUUUUCAUUGUUGGAACGGGGAGCGCUCUUAUUACUUAAUUUAUGCUAACUCCGCCCUCUUGUCUUCCUGUCAUCCAUUGAUUCUGUCCAGAUCCAAUGUUUACAAACUGCACUCGCAAUGGCUGCUUCGUCUGCGAAACAACCCAAACUAAACGGGUUUAUCUUCACAGAAAAACUAGGAAGUGGGUCGUACGCGACAGUGUACAAGGCGUAUAGGAAGGGCCAGCAGCGUGAGGUAGUUGCUGUCAAAUGUGUCCUCAAGAGCAGCCUUAGCAAAAACUCGGUGGAGAACCUCUUGACGGAAAUAGAGAUCCUCAAACACAUCAAGCAUGAACACAUUGUGGAGCUCAGAGAUUUCCAGUGGGAUGAUUCCUACAUUUACCUCAUCAUGGAGUACUGUAGUGGAGGGGAUAUGUCUCAUUUUGUCCGGACUAAGCAAGCUUUACCAGAGCAGACAGUCCGGGUCUUUGUCAGACAAAUCGCGAGUGCUCUACACCAUCUACAGUUGGAAAACAUCACCCACAUGGACUUGAAACCACAGAAUCUUCUCCUGUCCAACUCCUACGACCCAGUACUCAAGCUAGCAGAUUUUGGUUUUGCCUUGUACAUGACAGAGGAUGUGCGGGCAGAUUCUCUGCGAGGCUCACCGCUGUACAUGGCUCCGGAGAUCAUCUGCGAGGGCAGGUACGAUGCCAAAGUGGACUUGUGGUCAGUGGGAGUCAUCAUGUUUGAGUGUCUCUUUGGCCAUGCUCCAUUUGCCUCCAAAACGUUCACCGAGUUAGCAGAGAAGAUUCGAAGUUCUAAGCCUGUACAGAUUCCAGACACCAUCCCUAUAUCAGACAGAUGCCGAGACCUUCUCCUCAAGCUCCUUCAGAGAGAUCCAGCUGACAGGAUAGACUUUCCCGACUUCUUUCAGCAUUCCUUCAUUGAUCUAGAGCACAUUCCCAGCACCGAGUCACUCAAGAAAGCUAAAGCGUUAGUUAUCCAAGCCGUUGAGAAGGAUUCAUCUGGAGACAUCAAAGCUGCCAUUCAGCUUUACUGUGAAUCCUUACAGUACUUUCUACCUGCCAUUCAGUUUGAGAAAGACGCACAGAGGAAAGAAGUUCUCCGAGCAAAGGUGCAAGAAUACAUGGCUCGGGCUGAGGACCUGAAGGAGAUGCUGAAACCCAAAUCCCAGGCCGUCCCCCGAAUGCCAGAGUCUCCUCAAGAUGGGCAACAGAUUCCAGAUGUGUUCCUUCUAGAUAAAUUGGCCAAUGGGCACCAAAACCUGCAGAUUGCUUUGGAAAUAGCACAUGAAGCUGAGAUGCAGGAUGCAAAGGAAAAUUACGAGGCAGCCUUCAAGCUGUACCAGGAUUCCUUAGAGCAACUCAUUGUCAUUCUCCAACAUGAGCCCCGAGGAAAGAGAAGGGAGAUACUCAACAACGAGGUGCAGAGAUACAUGGCCAGGGCUGAGUCAGUCAAACAGUUCAUUGAGGUCCGAAGAAUACCAAUGAAACAGGAAUCAAUUAAUGAAGUACUAAAAAUGGAUGGACGCAAAAAUGCCUGUUCCAUUCAGUGAUCAGCCAUCAGCUCCCACAAUCUGGGUCAAGCCAUGGUUCAUGCUCUUGGAUUUCAACAGGCUUUUGAUCUACAGUGCCACACGUUCAUCCUUAGAUUUGUUCCAGCUACAAGAAAUGCAUCAACGACAGGGAAAGAUAACGAACCUCAUCGUGGUUGAUUAUUAAGUAGACAUUACUGGCUUACUGCUCCCGGCAUGUAGCACCCUAAUGGUUGUGUUAUUGAUUCCCAUUGCCAGGUGUAGGUGUGAGCACACAACUGCAAACCCAUUGAUUGGGGGGGGGAGGAGCAAUGGAGGCAAUCUGCAACCUGGUUCUCGGGUUGGGUAGGAGUGAUGCCAAAAUGCUUUCCCCCCCCCCCACAGCUUCGGAGGAACAGUGGUUCAUUAGGUUUGUCAUUCCAGUAAUAUUGCAUAUCUGCUGAAACCAAUCUCACAGGGCCACAUCAGAAGGUAUGGCCGUGCAAGAAUGGACAUGGUCUUGUAACUGCAUGAAAGUCCAUUUUCUGAGAGUAGCUUUUACUGCAUAAGUUGUCACCAAAGCUUGGUAUAGCUCCAGUCUCUCUCUCUACAAUGUGCCGAGAAACUCUGCCAACAUUUAUCUGGGAUAAAUCCUCCUACGAGUUGGUCAAAAUGUACCCAAACUAACCAGUAAUGAAUUCACAUCACUUCUUCAUUAAAAUCACCUUUCUAGCAUGCUCCGCAUUUUGUAAUGUUGCUCUAAUUAAAAUUAACGAUGUAGAUAUCAUCUGAAUACGUGUAAUUGAUGAACCUAGAGUGUUAGUAUGUUGAAGCUAAUAGGAAAAAAUGUACAUACCAAAUCAAUGGAUCCAUCUCCAAGGGCAGAUCAAGGAUUUUCCCAAGGGGGGGGCGUGAUCCGAGAUUUUCCAAAAGAGGGUGGGAGUGAAAUAAAGAAGUAAUGGUAAACUGCCCAUACGACGUGGGGUCCGGAGCCAGUUUAGAUUCUAGGCGAUCUGUGGUGCAAUUUCAGGCAGUAUGGCACCUCUUUUUUUCUUUUCCCCCGUCCCCUUUUUCUUUUUUAUUUAUUUAUUUGUUAUUUUUUGUGAAACGGGGGGUGCCCCAUGCUAUCCGCCCCUGAUUUCUAUGUCCUUUGAGGGAGUCACGGGUGGCCUGGCCAAUGUAAAACAUUUUUGUCCGAUGUACCAAAUAGGGAUAACUGUGAAGAUGAACAAAGAAAGGACACUCAAUCAGCCAUCUUCAAAGAUGUUGAUUUGGACUGAUAUUUUAUUUAUCGCCAUGUUUGUGCAGAUCCCCCCCCUAGCAUUUAAAUAAAACCAUGGAGCCAGCUAGCGAACCGAGUCUUUGUCACGUCUGAUUUCACAUUAUCGGGCAGUCCCAUUGCUCGGUUGUUCUGAAGAUGAAGUUGUGAUGCUGGCUCUUUAACAACGUAACGCGCGGAGACAGUCCUGGUAGAUUGUUUAACCACGGUUUAACCCCGUCGUCGACGGCACCGCGGACAAUUUGUUGAUGGACGGGGAUGAAUUUUCUCCUAGUGGGCACUUGAUGAUGUCGGAGCUCGGUUGCCUCCGCGGUGCGUGGGCAUGGUACGUUUCGCGGAACGUUGACGUCAUGCCGCAUGUUGAAUAAGCCCCGUAAUGGCUGUCCGUUUGGAGUGUAAUUGAUAUGACUCUGUAAUCAACCAGUUACUAACGUGAUCAUUGGAAAGGUGCUUUUUCCUGAAAAAGCAAACUCUAAGUUAGAAUUACACGCGUAGAUUCUAGAAGACUCUUCAAAUCAUUUUCUCUGACCCAGCGCACGUGGGGAUAUUAUAACCUCACGAGUAACACCGUAGGGUUAAUUACAAGGUCUGGAAGGCUUUAUCUGGAUAAAUUGUGGGGUUUCUUUAGGUGAGAGGGUACUUUUCAAAAACAAAGCAGAAAAAAGUUUCAUCUCGUAAGCAGUAAUUAAAUAACUCACAGAACAGUAAAACUAAGUGUAAUUGAUGUAUCUGAUUUUGUUAUAUAUGUAAAGUUUAUUUAUUUGCAUCUGUAAAUUGCCUUCUCUUUCAUUUCAAGAUUGUUUAUAUUGGUUAAAGCAGGAAUUUUGUUUCGUUUGUGCAGUCAGCUUUUAAAAAGCAUUUUUUGUCAAACCAUGAUUUUCCUGAAAAGGGAAAGAAAAUAAAAAAAGCAAUUACAGUAGUUUUUCAGAGCUUGUGUCAAGUU